CUGAAAACAACACGUGAACUCGCUGCUGCGGUUUACAGGUUUAUCCCCUGCUAGCAAGAACAGGAAACUUCCCAUCAUGCAUGUUUGUCAGCGGUGUGUGAGUGUUUUGCUGUGGAGGCCUUUAUCUGCAGCUCUCCAGCAGUCGACACGCUCACUGCAUCAACACACACAACACAACAUACUGCAGCAGAGCACAACACACACAUCCAUCUACAGCAGACCAGGAGGACUUCGAUACUUCACACACCAACACACAGCUUCUCCAGAUGUCCAUAACACUGAUCCCCAACAGAACAAGCCUGGAAAACAUGUUGUGCCGCUAGAAAAUUCUGCCAUGCAUCAAACAAGUCAAGUUUAUCUUUCAGGUCUGGAUGCAGUUGCACGUCCUUCUCCACUUCAGGAAAUCAGUGAUGAAGAAGCAGUUCAGAUCCAAGUGCCUUCAGUUCUUCCUGCAGACUCUUUCACACUCAGACCGUAUGUGGAGAAAUCAGAAACGCUCAGCAAACUGGUUCAGCUCGGUGUCAAUCUGUGGGAUCUGGAGCAGAGGCCUAAUGUGGGCUCCAUGCUGGUUCGGCUCGACUUCCAGGCAGACGUUGCACCCAGACUGCUCUUCCUCAGAGAUCUGGGAGUUGAGGAGUCCGCGUUGGGUCGACUGCUCACCAAGAACCCCUUCAUCCUUGCGGAAAGCCUGGACAACCUUCAGGCCAGGGUGUCCUAUUUGAAAUCAAAGAAGUUCAGUGCGCAGUCUGUGGCGGCGAUGGUGACUAAAGCUCCAUACCUGCUGAACUUCAGCGUUGAGAGGCUCGACAACCGACUGGGCUUUUUUCAGCAGCAGCUGGGACUCAGUGCUGAGAAGACCCGUAAUCUUGUGACUCGUCUACCGAAACUAUUGUGUGGCAGUUUGGAGCCAGUAAAGGAGAAUCUGAAGGUCUGUGAACUGGAGUUUGGAUUCCGUGGGAAUGAAAUCCAGCACAUCGUCAGCACAGUUCCCAAAGUACUAUUGGCUAAUAAAAGAAAACUCACGCAGAUCUUUGACUUUGUUCACAACACCAUGAAUAUUCCACACUCGCUUAUCGCAAAGUUCCCUCAGGUGCUUAAUGCCAAAUUCCUCCGCAUCCGAGAGCGCCACUUGUUUCUGGAGUAUUUAGGCCGUGCUCAGUACCAGCCAGAUCAACCCAACUACAUCUCCUUGAGUCGUUUGGUGUUCCUGCCUGAUGAUGUUUUCUGCUCAGAAGUUGCAUUAGCCACUCUUGAAGACUUUGAAAGAUUUCAGAAAACAUUGUAGCUGUAAUUUCAUGAAUAUUAUUAUUUUGCAAAUAAACCAGUGUUUCGGUAUGA
Danio rerio (zebrafish) is the source of this 1338-nucleotide messenger RNA. RefSeq names its product mitochondrial transcription termination factor 3 (gene mterf3). Gene Ontology annotation, biological process: regulation of DNA-templated transcription. NCBI's taxonomy places the organism in Eukaryota, Metazoa, Chordata, Actinopteri, Cypriniformes, Danionidae. The record is from RefSeq and is marked provisional. Gene Ontology annotation, molecular function: nucleic acid binding. Gene Ontology annotation, cellular component: mitochondrion.